GACCCUUCAGGUCUGAACAACUCUCGAGUUGGAAAUGACUCCUAACGCACGGCUACGGAAGAGAAGAUCCGGACUGAUAUUGUGGCACAAAGUUAGCAAAGUUUUUUGUUUUGUUUUUUUAACUCAACUUAUACAAAAAACAGUGGAGUAAUAUUGGACAUGUCAAUGAAGAAUAUAUUCUCGACAGGGUUGCGGGAAUAAAGUGUCCUUCCCUCCUGGAAUCCCAGCAUCUGCCGAGUCAUCAGUAGUGAGUUAGGGUGUCAUGGCCGCUGGGUCCCGGACAUGCAGAAAUCACACCUCAUAGUGCUUCCCCCAGCCAACCACUUGCAAACCACACACGGAGGAGGAGGAGCAGGAGAAGGAGCAAGGGUGAUAAUGAUAACCACAUCCUAUAUGAACGGUCACAUGACUGAGUCAGACGGAAGAGGAGGAGUUGAGGCCAACCAGGAGGAGCCCCAGCAGUGGCACAGGGAGAUGGCGGUGGACUGCCCGGGGGACCUGGGUGCCCGUACCCUGCCUGUGAGGCGCUCUGCCCAGCUGGAGAGGAUCCGUCAGCACCAGGAAGACCGGAGGAGGAAGGAGGAAGAGGGCAGGAACAGACAGGAGCUGGAUCUGACCGCCUCCAUACGGCUCAAGAAGCUGUCUCAGAACCCCAAGGUGGGCAUCGAUAACCCCACCUUCGACCCCAUCGAGGGCCCUGGAGGGCCACUGGGACUGCCACCCAACCUGGGGGCCCCCACUCUACUGGAGUUGGAAGAGCUGCUGAUGUCCCUGAAGCAGGUGCAGCACUGCCUGUCUGACGGCCAGAGCCAGGAGGACGUGGAGCUGGUGCUGCAGCUGGUCCAGAAGACUGACUUCCAGAAGGCCUUCAACAUCCACAACGCUGUGGCCCAGCACAUGAACAGGCCCAGCCCGCCCUUCCCACACACAGACCGCGCUCAGGGCCUGGCACACGAGGUCCAGUCUAUGGUUCAUAACAGCCAACACAAGGAGGGUUUGGAGCUCAACACCCUGCUCUCCUCACCACAUGUCCAGGCGGUGCUUCUGGCCCAUGACUGUGUUGCGGAGCAGGAGAUGCAGCUGGAGCCCCUGACCCCUGACCCCUGUGAGGCUCUCACCCAGUGGGGAGGGGAGACUGUCAAGAUAGUCCGCAUGGAGAAGGCCAGGGACAUCCCACUGGGUGCGACAGUGCGUAACGACAUGGACAGCGUGGUAAUAAGCCGCAUCGUGAAGGGCGGUGCGGCGGAGCGCAGCGGGCUGCUGCAUGAAGGAGACGAGGUUCUGGAGAUCAACGGAGUGGAGAUCAGAGGGAAGGACGUCAACGAGGUCUUUGACAUCCUGGCCGAAAUGCACGGCACCCUGACCUUCAUCCUUAUCCCCAGCUCACAGAACAAACCCCCGCCCAUCAAAGAGACUGUGGUCCAUGUGAAGGCUCACUUUGACUACGACCCGUCUGAUGACCCCUAUGUGCCGUGUAGGGAACUGGGCCGCUUCCAGAAGGGAGACAUCCUCCACAUCAUUAGCCAGGACGACCCCAACUGGUGGCAGGCCUACAGGGACGGAGACGAGGACAACCAGCCCCUGGCCGGGCUAGUACCAGGCAAGAGCUUCCAGCAGCAGAGAGAGGCCAUGAAGCAGACCAUAGAAGAGGAUAAAGAGCCAGAGAAGUCGGGAAAGCUGUGGUGUGCUAAGAAGAACAAGAAGAAGAGGAAGAAGCUCCUUUACAACGUCAAGCAGAAUGAUGACAACGACAGUGAGGAGAUCCUGACCUAUGAAGAGAUGGCGCUCUACCACCAGCCAGCCAAUCGAAAGCGACCCAUCGCCCUGAUUGGUCCUCCCAACUGUGGGCAGAACGACUUGAGACAGAGACUGCUGUCCAGCCAGCCAGACAGAUUUGGGGGAGCAGUCCCACACACGACGCGGAACAGGCGUGAUGUAGAGGUGAGUGGGAGAGACUACCACUUUGUCUCCCGCCAGGCCUUUGACAUGGACGCCACUGCGGGGAAGUUCAUUGAGUCCGGAGAGUUUGAGAAGAACCUGUACGGAACCAGCACUGACUCUGUCCGCCAACUCAUCAACAUGGGCAAGAUCUGCCUGCUCUGUCUGCACACACAGUCGUUGAAGACUCUGCGUAGCUCGGAUCUGAAGCCUUACAUUAUCUUCAUCGCUCCUCCCUCCCAAGAACGGUUGCGAGCCCUCCUGACCAAAGAGAGCAAGAACCCAAAGCCAGAGGAGCUGCGUGACAUCAUCGAGAAGGCCCGUGAGAUGGAACAGAACUUUGGCCACCUGUUUGAUGCAGCCAUCGUGAACACCGACCAGGACAAGGCCUAUCAGGAGCUGCUGAGGCUGAUCAACAAACUGGACACAGAGCCACAAUGGGUCCCCUCCUCCUGGCUACGCUAAGGGCCGGGGCAGUAUAACACACCCACAAUGCUAACCUGACUAGAGCCCUGUAAAAUCUGCAAUGCACAGAAAGUGAACGGAAUCACAGAAUCAAACAUUGAAACAUAAUUCAACAAUAUGCUAACAUUUAUUGAACUUUGUAGGCGAUCAACUAAAUGUAUUAAUUUUCCCAAGUUUAUCAUAAGACAUGAACAGAAUGCAUCAGUGAUUAUUAUUUCCUGCAAGUUUCUGAAUAAGCAAAGAUAAUUCCUCGUCUGUAUGCGCAGUGCGUGCGUUUAUCACUUUGUGUAGCCAUUAGCAAUGAUGCUAAUGAAAAGUCUUCUGGUAGAUAGAUGGAAAUGCUUUCACAAAAACCUUCAUUUAAAUGUUAACUACAAAGUAGCCUAUGCUGACCUGGCAGAAUGAUAUUAUUUGCAUCAAUCCAGUGGGUAUUUGUUUUGCAAACUCUGUCAUUGCAUGUGAGCUACAAAAACACUGCUAAACAACAGCCUCUUGCUAGCACUGGAAUUAAAGGGUAACUACACCCGAAGAUGAACAUUUAAAAAAAAUGUUCCUAGACAUCAAAAGUGGUCUCCAGAUGUGGUUUGAGCAUUGUUGUGGACUUAGAACAUCCAAUUUAGUUGUUUUCUAUUUUUAAAAAGUGUGAUUUUGAGAGUGAAAACCUGAAAAAACAAGGGGAAAUGGAAAUCUGGAAAAACGGUAUUGGGGAAAAACGGAAUCCUACAGAUUUUUUUUAAAUGUUAAAAAAUGUAUAGGGCCCUACCUGACACACACACACACUGCUGAAGAUUUGCCUUGACUCAAUUCUCCAACCACAAGUCUCUGUGUGAGACUGGAGGUAGAUCCUCAAUCACCACAAGCUGAAGAUGAAUGAAACAGUUUACAGCUCUUAUCACUGUUAUGCUGAACUGAACUCUUCUAUUCACUUCUGAGACUGCCUGGGGAAAUUAAUUUGAGGUAUUAUUGCUCUGAUAAUUUGUCCUUUUUUUUGUUUCUGUAUUUCUCUUCACUAAAUUAACUAUUCACAUUCCAGGUAGGAAGUAUGUAAAGACGUGGCACUUGUGGCAGAAAUAUAAUUAAUGCUUCUACCCUGCUUUUGAUAAUUAUUUAUAAUUGUAAAUAUAUUGUAUUUUAAAUCAGUUUUCAAAGAUGAGAAGAAGAACCCAUAGCUUCUAUGUAUGACAUAUUAGUAUCCAGUCCGUGAAUGUCUCUCCUACAUUACACAGAGGUUGUUGUACCCAUGCUCUGUCCGUGUGUGAGGUCAGGUGUGUGUGUUCUCUAAUGUCGAACUGACAUCACUCAGCCAUAGUCGUGAGUGUUGGCAGUAAGGUGCCUCUGAUCUCUAACAUAGCAGAUGGGAAUGGGAUUAGGCUACUACAAGUAUCAUCAUGGAUGGGAUUUGUUCACCUAAUGAAACUAUCUGUGAGGUGAUCACACCCAGGUGUCGGAUUACAUUAUCUCAGCAUCUGGGCUCUCUUUCCACUGCAGCAGCCCUGGUGUCAAGUACAAUUUGAAUAAUUUCAAAUACUUUAGCUGUGCUUGAUUGAACAAUAGAAUAGUCCCACAAGUGCAAACCCUACCCCCAUCUGGCACUCCAGGUACAUGAAAGCAAAACCUGAAAGUAUUUGAAUUAUUUCAAAUGCUAUUUGAACCCAGGUCAGCACUACCCUACAGCACAGCACAAUGCUGGAGGUUUAUCUAACUGGUGUUUUGACAUAACAAUAAUUAGAUCUGAGAGGUGCUUAAGAGUCACUGCCUCAUUCUAAUCUACUUGCCUUAUACCCUUUUCAAACUAUUGUGCCAAUCAACACUACUGUGCUGGCUCUGAUAUUUUCUUUUCACAUUGUCCUCCAGCAUGGUCUUAAACUAUGGUGGGUCAUAACCAGGUCAGUUCUGCUCAUUUUGGAUCGGCUCAGUACUAGAGGAUAAUAAACUAGCCCUAACACCACCUCUCACUUCUACCCAAGCGCUAUAGGGUGUAUUUAUUAAGUUUUGCAACAGAAACCAUUUACUGUUUUAAGAACCAAAUGGUACUAAAUGGGGAGGGACCUGCCUGAAUUUGUCCAAUAGACAUUUUGUCGUUACAAAGCGUUUUCCGUUUGUAAUAAAUGGUUUCUGUUGCUAAGUGCUUUGCAACAGAUUAAACCUUUUACAACAGAAUCGGCGUAAAUAAUAUACCCCUGGUCAUAACUAAAUACAAAAAACUGUCCUGUCCAGAAUCCCAGGAUUUAAAGCAACAUUUAUGAUAAUGAAGAAAGAUUAUUAGAGGUGUUUAAAAGUUUUGACACUAAACCCUCCUGGGGUAGUUUUAGUUUUAUCUCAGUAUUCAUCAUGCAUAGUUCCUGUGCUACUCUGUAGGAGUGUAACCAUAGUGAAUGUAACCAGUACUAUUCUAUUCACAGAAAACACUAAAGAGUAUCUGAGCACCGCUGUCUGUGGGAUUAUAUUAAAUGCAUUUUCUAAUUCACUGAGAUUCAUUAUGAACGAUCCAUCUAUGCUGUAUUUUUAAUCUGAUGGUUUUCACCACAGGUGAUAUUUUAAAUGUGUGACAUACAUCUGUGUUUUGUUUUCAGAGGUGUUACUGAAAUGGGUCUGUGAAAUGAACUUGAACGAACCGAUAAGCCUAAAUGCGGGGAAAAAUAGCCUACAAUUACAUAAAAACUGUUUGUAUGUUUGUUGUUGCAUGUGGUGAUGGUAUGUUCAUAGGUUAGAGCUCACGUGUGUGUGUGUGUGUGUGUGUGUGUGUGUGUGGAGGCAGGACUCACUGAAAUGUAAGUAUUAUCUCUAGUAGACACAAUGGGGAAACGGUCUUAACAAAGAUCUGUUUCACACAUUAUAACACCAUUUUAAUUUGGGUUAUUAUUGAUGAUAUUGUGGUAACUAGAUAUUUGACAUUGAUAUAUAUGUAAUGUUAAAAAUAGAUGUAUUAUGUACAGAGUAAUGCACUUGUAGAAUGAUCACUCUGCCACCCUUCCAUCCCUUCAUAUUGCUUCUGGAACCAGAACUGAGGUUCUGCUGGUACUGUCUCCAUGACCCCCUCAAUUCAAGCCUGAUCCCAGAUCUGUUUGUGUUCUACCCAACUCCUCUGACUAUUUCUGUCAUGUAUGCCAUAUUCAGAGGAGUUUGUAACAAUUGGCUUUAUUCAUUGUCUCAGAGUUGGAGAACAGAUCUAGGACCUUGUCAUCCCUGUCCAUAUAUUAUUCAUUAUAAUAUCUCUUCAGUCUGUGCAGUACACACCUUGUGUAGAUGUUGAGCUGUUUAUUGGAAGUAGAGUUGUUGAACGUAAGGUUACUAUAUUAUAAAAAAUAAAAUUAAAAAACGUUUUUAUUCCUGUAGAUCUGUUUUUGUAGGAAUUAUUCAUGUGAAUUAAAGACCAGAUUGGUAGAA
Oncorhynchus nerka (sockeye salmon) is the source of this 5790-nucleotide messenger RNA. RefSeq names its product protein associated with LIN7 1, MAGUK p55 family member a (gene pals1a). The record is from RefSeq and is a predicted model, not a curated record. Gene Ontology annotation, cellular component: adherens junction; plasma membrane. Gene Ontology annotation, molecular function: protein binding. Lineage: Eukaryota; Metazoa; Chordata; Actinopteri; Salmoniformes; Salmonidae. Gene Ontology annotation, biological process: morphogenesis of an epithelial sheet; protein localization to plasma membrane; establishment or maintenance of polarity of embryonic epithelium.